CCCAGCGAGGUGAGCUCCCCCGCGGGGACCCGGGGUCCCAGGGUCCCAGGCCGGUGGCCAUGGUUGCGCUGCGACGGACAUGAGGGCCAGGUCCGGCUCUUCCUCGGCCUCCGAGGACCCGAGCAGAUAAAACUCAUCAACGCCUUGAAAACAAACAGCUUUCAGCCAAAGGAGUCAUUUGAUACUUACCUAUAUAAAGCAAACCUUAGGUCUUUAAAGGCAAUGGUGAAAGAAAAGAAAAGAGCAGAUAAAAAAGAGGAUAAGUUGGCCUGCUCUCCCUCAUCUCUCUCCGAUUAUACAGAGUUUUCCAAACAAGAUGGCAACGCUGCUAGGCAAGAUAUGUCCCCAGGCGCUGUGCCACCGUUGGACAUGCAGCUCAAAGAACCAGGACUCAAGAGAGAGUGCAAAAAUGAUGAUCUGCUGAAUGAAGAUACCACCCUGUAUGAAGAGCCCAUUCUGACUAAACUCAUAGUAGAAAGCUAUGAAGGGGAAAAAGUCCGUGGACUGUAUGAGGGAGAAGGCUUUGCCAUCUUUCAAGGAGGCUGUACCUACCACGGUACGUUUUCAGAAGGACUCAUGCAUGGACGGGGGACUUACGUCUGGGCUGAUGGAUUGAAAUACGAGGGGGACUUUGUGAAAAACAUCCCCAUGAACCAUGGCGUCUACACGUGGCCAGACGGCAGCACCUACGAAGGAGAAGUGGUCAAUGGCAUAAGACACGGAUUCGGCCUGUUCAAGUGCAGCACACACCCUGUGUCCUACAUCGGCCACUGGUGCCAUGGCAAGAGACACGGCAAGGGCUCCAUUUAUUACAAUCAAGAGGGCACCUCUUGGUACGAGGGAGACUGGGUGCACAACAUCAAAAAGGGCUGGGGGAUAAGGUGUUACAAAUCUGGAAAUGUAUAUGAAGGUCAGUGGGAGAACAGUAUGCGUCAUGGGGAAGGCAGGAUGAGGUGGCUGACAGCUAAUGAAGAGUACACCGGUCAGUGGGAAAAGGGGGUCCAGAAUGGUUUUGGCGCACACACAUGGUUUCUAAAGAGAAUCCCCUACUCCCAGUAUCCUUUGAGAAAUGAAUAUGUAGGAGAGUUUGUGAAUGGAUACCGUCAUGGCCAUGGAAAGUUCUACUAUGCCAGUGGAGCCAUGUAUGAGGGAGAAUGGGUUGCCAAUAAAAAACAUGGCAUGGGCCGAUUAACUUUUAAGAAUGGGCGUGUGUAUGAUGGCCCAUUUUCCAAUGACCACAUAGCAGAGUUUCCAAAUCUUGAAGGUGAACUGAUCAGCUACCUGGACAUGACUCCAGAAUCUGCCCUCAGGAACCAGUAUUGCAGAUCUUCCAUCAGUGCCGAAAUCAUCAGAAAGCUUGAUGGCAGUGAAAGUAAUUCCAUGUUAGGCUCGAGCAUCGAGCUGGAUCUCAGUUUGUUGCUGAAAAUGUACCCGGAGAGAGACCAAUCAGAAGAAAAGAAGCAGGUGGAACAUGCUAUCUUAAGAAAUAUUACAGAAUUAAGAAGAAUCUAUAGCUUUUACAGCAGCCUAGGAUGUGAUCACUCUCUGGAUAACACCUUUCUGAUGACAAAGCUUCACUUCUGGAGGUUUCUAAAAGAUUGCAAAUUCCAUCAUCAUAAAAUAACCCUCGCCGAGAUGGACAGGGUUCUAAGUGCCAAUAAGGACAUACCAGUUGAAGAAAUUCAUUCUCCAUUUACAACAAUACUUUUGAGAACAUUUUUGAAUUAUCUCCUGCAGUUGGCUUACCACAUCCAUCACAAAGAAUACCAAGACAGAAGCCCAUCACUCUUUCUGUGUUUUACAAAACUGAUGAAUGAGAACAUUCGCCCAAAUGCCUGCCGUGUAAAAGGCAAUUUAUUCUGCGAGGCCCACCGGACACUCUAUUCAAUGAAUUAUGUGGAGAAGUGCUGGGAGAUCUACACAGUUUACUGCAGACCAAAUGCAGCCCCUCCCCAUGAGCUCACAAUGGACAUGAGACACUUCCUCUGGAUGUUGAAGAGCUUUAAAAUGAUAAAUAAAGAAUUAACAGCAAGCAAAUUUGUGGAGGUCAUAGCAGAGGAUAAUCCUUUCAUGCAUGAUGGAAUUGACAGCAACUUUAAACUUGAGCUGGUUUUCCUGGAAUUCUUUGAAGCUCUGUUAAGCUUCGCACUCAUCUCUGUUACUAACCAAUCGACUAAAUUCUAUUUAAAUUUUCCAAAUGAUGACUUGUCUGGAAACGAAGCUGGAAGCACUUAUACAAUGAUAAAUCAGAACACCCAGAACAGGAGUCCAAGUGCGCUAAGAAGCCAGGAAUCUGAGGUGCAGUACGGCAGCGCUAAGUCGUCUUCAAGCAAGUUAGGAGUCUUGCUUGACACAAGCAAGAUAAGGAAAUCAGAGAAAAAGCCCAAGAUCAAGAAGUCUCUAAGUGAUGGAAAAGCUUCCAAAAUGAAUUUUAAAUCCCCAGGAAAGGAGCUAACCUGUCUUUUAUCUCAAAAUGAGAAAAAAGAAAAAUCCAAGGAUGAACAAAAGGAAAAAUUCAAUACAUGGAUCAGUAACAUGUACAUCUUUUUUGUGAACACUCUCUUCCAAGCACAUAAACAUGAAGAAACCCUUAAGGAGAAAGUAAAGGAAAUCAGGCUACAUAAUGAAGCAAUGGCCCUUCAGAGGAAGGUGGAGAAUGAGGAGCUGGAGGCAAGGCUGAACAGCUUGAGAGAGGAAGAGACCAAAAGGCAAGACUAUGAGGUCGCCAUCACUGUGAUCAAGGAACCAGUGGAUGCCACAUCCUUGAAUUUCACGCUGAGCCUCCUGAAAGACGACACAGUGGUGUCCCAGUCCACCAAAUCCACUGCAAAUAAGAAAAAGAAAAAGUAGACGUCACUGGGUUUGUAAAUGAGCCACGAGAACAAGCAGGUGUGAAGGGAAUUUAGAACCAAAGCCUGUAACAAAUUUCC
Mesoplodon densirostris (Blainville's beaked whale) is the source of this 2930-nucleotide messenger RNA. RefSeq names its product radial spoke head 10 homolog B (gene RSPH10B). NCBI's taxonomy places the organism in Eukaryota, Metazoa, Chordata, Mammalia, Artiodactyla, Ziphiidae. The record is from RefSeq and is a predicted model, not a curated record. Bases 223 to 2850 code for a protein of 875 amino acids. The transcript is spliced from 20 exons.